ACUUGUACUUGUAAAGGUUGGAAAAAUUAUAAUUUUAAUUAAAAAGAUCUCACAAAUCGUCCUAUUCAUAAAAAAAGGGGCAAUAAAUUAUGCUCUAUGAAAUUAAGCUAUAAAUAAGAGCUAUAUUGUGAAGGCAAUCGCCCAAUCGCGGUUAUCACUAUCGACAACGGGUCACCUCUAACACAUCUGUUUGCGAAAAAAUUAAAUUGUUUAGUUUUUGCUAAAUUAGCUGGAAAAAAUGAAUCUGAUAAGUGGUAUAAAGCUGUACAUCGAUAAGAUGUGCUCCGAAUCGGGGCCGGGCAUGAAAAUCAUCCUGCUGGACAAGGAGACGACCAGUAUCAUCUCGAUGGCCUUUAGCCAGUCGGACAUGCUGCAACGGGAGGUGUACCUGUUCGAGCGACUAGAUUCUGGAAGGUCCAACGAGCGGCUGAAGUACCUCAAGUGCAUCGUCUUCAUCCGGCCCACCAAGCAGAACAUUCAGUUGCUGGCUAACGAGCUCCGGAAUCCAAAAUAUAGUGCCUACUAUAUAUAUUUCAGCAACAUUAUACCCAGAACGGAUAUCAAAUACUUGGCGGAGUGCGACGAAUCCGAGUCGGUGCGGGAGGUGAAGGAAUUGUAUGCGGACUAUCUAUGCGUAAACCCCAAUUUGUUCUCCCUCAACAUACCGCACUGCAUGGCGAACCUUAACUGGUUGCCGGAUGCACUGACCCACAGCAUGCAAGGCAUUACUGCGGUACUGCUUUCCCUGAAGCUGAACCCUGUGAUCCGGUACCGAGCCGGUUCCCAGGCCGCCCAGCUACUGGCCAAGCUAAUCUACGAGCAGAUCACCAAGGAAUCGAGCCUGUUCGACUUUCGUUCUAAUAUUGAUGGCGCCGCUCCUCCAUUGUUGCUUAUUCUGGAUCGAAGGGACGACCCAGUGACGCCGCUAUUGCAUCAGUGGACGUAUCAGGCGAUGGUGCACGAGUUGCUCCAAAUCAAUAACAACCGUGUGGACCUCUCCAACCGACCCAACGUACCCAAGGACUUUAAGGAGCUGGUUUUGUCUGGUGAUCAGGAUGAUUUCUAUGGCAACAACAUGUACGCUAACUACGGCGAGAUCGGAUCUACCAUUAAGCAACUGAUGGAGGAGUUCCAGCGCAAGGCGAACGACCACAAGAAGGUAGAGAGCAUAGCGGACAUGAAGAACUUCAUCGAAUCGUAUCCGCAGUUCAAGAAGAUGUCCGGCACGGUACAAAAGCAUCUGUGCGUCAUCGGCGAACUUUCCGCGCUAAGCAAUAAGCGCAAUCUGUUUGAAGUCUCCGAGUUGGAGCAGGAGAUGGCUUGCAAAGCGGAGCACUCGGCCCAGCUGCAGCGAAUAAAGAAGCUGAUAGCAGACGAAAGGGUCUCCGUAGAGGAUGCCCUUAAGCUGGUGGCUCUCUAUGCGCUGAGGUACGAACGGCACGCCAACUGCGACACAUCCGGACUGCUGCAGAUUAUAAAGACGCGUGGCGGACGAGCUGCAGUGGUGCCAGCUCUGAUCGAGUAUGCUGGAACCCAUGUGCCAGGGGAUCUUUUCAACAUGGUGCGAAUUACGGACGCCGUAAAGCUGACGCGCAAUCUAAUCAAGGGUCUCAAGGGCGUGGAGAACGUCUUCACCCAACACACUCCGCUGCUGAAGGAGUCCCUCGAGGAUGUGUUUAAGGGUCGCGAACUGGAUCCCCUAUAUCCAGCCAUCAAUUCAGAGCUCGUGCCAUUCCGGAGACCCCCGCAGGAGGUGGUGGUCUUCAUCAUUGGCGGCGCCACCUAUGAGGAGGCUUUAGCCGUACACCAACUGAACAAUGCCGGCUACAGGGUCAUCUUGGGUGGCACCACCAUUCACAAUUCCCAGACCUUUAUCAGCGAGGUUCUGGCCGCCACCAAUGGCAUCCAAUUUAAGCAUACCAAAUCCAUGAUAAAGUACUGUUCCACUGAUAAUAUCUAAGACACAAAGUGACUAGCAACAAUUGUAUUGUUAUCUAUUUAUUAAUUAUCCCUUUAUGUGCAUAAUCCAUUUACUAAUCGAUGUAAUCAGUAUGCAGUUUCGAUAAGAAAUUUAUAACAUUGGAGUUUAUCGGUUAAAUAACUUUGUACAACCUUUGAUUAUAACAAAAGCUGGUGGACACGGAUUUUCCGAGACAUAAAGUACCGCUUUUAAGAAAUUUAAACCUGUAAUUGACUAGGGGUUCGGAAAAUGAGAGAAAACGUAUAUUUCUUUAGCUGAUUCCAUGUAAUAUAACCAUUUAAUCCAUUGGACCACUUCCUUUUUAAGAGUAUUCCAUGUAAUAUAUAUGUGUAAAUGUAUUUAUUUGUGUUGUCCUGGAAGGGAUCUCAGGGCAACGGCUAAACGCGAAAUAUAUUUCGAUAUAAAUAUGAA
Drosophila serrata is the source of this 2392-nucleotide messenger RNA. RefSeq names its product vacuolar protein sorting 45 (gene Vps45). Gene Ontology annotation, biological process: vesicle-mediated transport. The record is from RefSeq and is a predicted model, not a curated record. NCBI's taxonomy places the organism in Eukaryota, Metazoa, Arthropoda, Insecta, Diptera, Drosophilidae.